CCAUCGGCAUAAGCAUCAUUACCAAAAUGGCUGCUUUGAAUGUGAUGCAUCAUUCUGCUCUUCAGGAAAAUGUCUUUGGAGUUCCCGACUUAUCUUUUGGUGUGCCUGACUGGAUGUCAGAAGAGCAUUCUAUGGGAACAUCAAUUAUGGCAGCGGAGUUCGACGGCGGGGUAGUUAUUGGCGCCGACUCCCGGACAACCACUGGUGCUUAUGUUGCCAACCGUGUGUCUAAUAAAUUGACAAAGGUUACCGACAGAAUUUUCUGUUGCCGUUCCGGAUCUGCUGCAGAUACGCAAGCCAUUUCUGACAUUGUCAAGUAUCACCUGAGCUUCUAUGAAAUGCAAAUUGGUGAACCAGCCGAGGUGCAAACUGCAGCAAGCGUCUUUCGCGAACUGUGCUACAACCACAGGGACCAACUCACGGCAGGGAUCAUCUGUGCUGGAUGGGAUCGCAAGAAAGGAGGACAAGUGUACAUGAUUCCACUUGGUGGCAUGAUGAUGCGACAACCUAUUGCCACUGGUGGGUCUGGCAGCACCUACAUCUACGGUUAUGUGGAUGCCAACUACAAGGAAGGCAUGACGGAGAAAGAGUGCAUGGACUUCGUCACCAAAUCACUUGCCCUUGCUAUGUCUCGUGAUGGCUCUAGCGGUGGUGUCAUCAGACUCGGUGUCAUUACAAAGGAUGGAGUAAGACUUGAAGUGAUAUCUGGAGACAAGCUUCCAAAGUUCUUCGAAGGUUAACGCCCUCUAAUCCCCUUGAUAUAAAGAACUGAACACAU
Molecule: messenger RNA, 778 nt
Organism: Ornithodoros turicata
Lineage: Eukaryota; Metazoa; Arthropoda; Arachnida; Ixodida; Argasidae
Gene: Prosbeta1
Product: proteasome subunit beta type-6-like
Exons: 6
Coding region: 27-740 (237 amino acids)
Cellular component (GO): proteasome core complex
Molecular function (GO): threonine-type endopeptidase activity
Source: RefSeq, a predicted model, not a curated record